Messenger RNA from Eruca vesicaria subsp. sativa (arugula), 1815 nucleotides. The record is from the annotation of a GenBank genome assembly. Lineage: Eukaryota; Viridiplantae; Streptophyta; Magnoliopsida; Brassicales; Brassicaceae.
AUGGAACCGACAAGUAAUGGCAACGUUGUUCCGUUAAAUGAGCGGGAGAGAGAUGAAGAUUUUGAAGUUGGUGAGGUAGAAGAGUUUCAAGAUAACCAAAGUGUGGUAUCUCUCAAGUCCAACGAUUCUGAUCUUAAGAAGAAGACCAAUGAUGAGGAGACAAAGCAGAAAGGUGGCUGGACUAACGCAAUCAUUUUGCUAGGGAAUCAAGGAUUAGCGACAUUGGCCUUCUUUGGGGUGGGAGUGAACCUUGUUCUAUUCCUAACACGUGUCAUGGGACAAGGCAAUGCAGAGGCUGCAAACAACGUAAGCAAGUGGACAGGAACAGUUUACAUGUUUUCACUUGUUGGUGCAUUUCUCAGCGACUCAUAUUGGGGUCGUUACUUAACAUGCACGAUCUUCCAAGUCAUCUUCGUCCUCGGUGUGGGUCUCCUCUCUUUCACUUCUUGGUUUUUCUUGACUAAACCUCGAGGUUGUGGCGAUGGAAACCUCAUCUGCAACUCUCCGUCUUCACUCGGCGUUGCUAUAUUUUAUUUAUCAGUUUAUCUUGUAGCGUUUGGAUACGGAGGUCACCAGCCAACGCUGGCUACUUUCGGUGCAGACCAGUUUGGUGAUAAUGACAAAACCUCUAAAGCUGCGUUUUUCAGCUACUUCUACUUUGCACUUAAUGUCGGAGCUCUCUUUUCAAACACUAUCCUUGUUUACUUUGAGGAUAGAGGGUUGUGGACUGAAGGGUUCUUGGUGUCACUAGGCUCUGCUAUUAUUGCAUUAGUUGCCUUUCUUGGCCCGACAAAACGGUAUCGUUUUGUUAAGCCUUGUGGGAACCCGUUACCACGCCUGGCGCAAGUGUUCGUGGCCACUGUUAGGAAGUGGAGUGUUGACAGGCCAGAUAACCACCAGGAGUUGUAUGAACUCGAAGGCCCUGAAUCCGCUAUUAAAGGAAGUAGAAAGAUAUUUCAUAGCACCAAAUUUGUUUUCUUGGAUAGAGCAGCAGUGAUUACUGAGGAUGACAGGAAAGGGACAAGGAUCAAUGCAUGGAGGCUAUGCAGUGUAACACAAGUAGAGGAAGCAAAAUGUGUGAUGAAAAUGCUCCCAAUAUGGCUAUGCACUAUAAUCUACUCAGUGAUCUUCACACAAAUGGCUUCAUUAUUCGUGGAACAAGGCGACGUAAUGAACGCAAACGUCGGUAAGUUCCACAUCCCCGCGGCAAGCAUGUCGGUCUUCGACAUAUGCAGCGUCUUGAUAUCAACAGGAAUCUACCGCCACGUCAUAUUCCCAUACGUGCGCCCCACGGAACUUAUGAGGAUGGGGAUAGGUUUAAUCAUUGGUAUAAUGGCAAUGGUGGCCGCAGGAUUAACAGAGAUCCAACGGUUGAGACGAGUCCUCCCGGGGCAAAGGGAAAGUGAGCUUACUAUUUUGUGGCAGAUACCUCAGUAUGUUCUUGUGGGAGCUAGUGAGGUGUUUAUGUACGUUGGACAGUUAGAGUUCUUUAAUGGACAGGCACCAGAUGGGUUAAAGAACUUGGGAAGCUCUUUGUGUAUGGCUUCUAUGGCGUUAGGUAAUUAUGUGAGUAGUUUGAUGGUGAAUAUUGUUAUGGCUAUAACUGCGAGAGGGGAGAGUCAUGGGUGGAUACCGGAAGAUCUCAAUGAAGGUCAUAUGGAUAGGUUUUAUUUUUUGAUUGCGAUAUUAGCUGCUAUUGAUUUUGUGUUUUAUUUGGUCUUUGCCAAGUGGUACCAACCUAUCAGCCAUGAUGAAGAUAGCAUCAAGGGUACUGGUGUGAACCGGAAGACUAUCUCAGAAUUGGACCAAGUUUGA